CACCGGAUACGGGAUCUCUCCACUGUUCCCUUUCUAACUUACGUCUCCUUCUUCCUCUUCCCCCACCCUAAAAAAUCACCAAACAUCUCACAGGUACGUGUUCUUCGAUUUUGUUCACGACUUCCAGUUUUAAGACGAUUUUCGUUCCUGUCUGGCUGUCUUCCCCAACAUUUAUCCAUGCACCAUUCUUCUUCAAGAUAGAUUCUAUUGCCUCGCAAAGAUCAUUUAGCUGGGCGAUACUCUUCUCUAUCCAUUUUCUUCAGACGAUAAUCCUUUUCGCAAGCUUCUCUUCAAUAGCCAAAGUAUACAUCUGCCAAUCUGACGCGGGAGCGGGAGCUUCCCGCAUAUUUUUGCGACACCUGCUACAUGCUACUGUACCGCGAACUGGCGGUAACUGUAGCGGCAGUCGUGGCUUGGACCGGUCAGGAGUCCCCUCGACCGUUCCUUCAUCUGUAACUCAUUCCGAUGUGUCCGUCCCCAAACGAUUCCCCUGUUCCUCCCUCCAGCUGCCAACCUGCUGCGAUAAAUUCAGAAACAAUUUGCUUGGUGUUAUUUAUAAACUUGAUGUCAUUAACUUGGUGUUUCGUUGCCCAUAAUAAAUCGAAGUCAUCAACUUCUUAUUCAUUUAGCUUCUAUGAAACAAAUCACUUCGCUUCAAUAUUUUUCUCAAGCUUCUGACACUACUAUAAUGAAGAUUAUAAACCAUGUAUUAGAAUUAUUUCAAGUUAAUGAAGGUGCAAGUUUAGGAAGUUUAAUAGCGGCAACUUGUAUGACUUUUCUAAACUCACAAAUUAAAAAAUUAUAGUACGUUUUUACAUGCACUGUAAACAUUUUCUCCUUAACCAGGAAUGUAAGGUAGCUGAAUAUUUUAGCCAAGAAUUUAAUUUAUUGUAUAGUAAUUUCAAUUGUUUACAUGCAUUCCUUAUGCUUAUACUAAAUACCACUACCACAUUAGUUGCUGAGAGCGACUUCCUUAGAAAGGCUGCAAUUUUUGCAUAUUUAUUUUAUUUUAUAUUAUUUAUUUGACUUCAUUGUAGAUUGUCAAAUGCUUUAAUAUGACUAUGUACUACAAAUAUUGGGAUGACUGCGUGGAUUCGAAAGACAUGAUGCUAAUGUGGGAUGAUAUUGAUGUGAGUAAAGAAUGGGCUGAUGCUGGAGAGAGGUUCGGACAGAAAGUUCACUUAUCACGUGAUCCUGAUGGGCAGACAUAUCUUACACAGACUGAAAUGAGGGCGGUGGCCAGAAUUGUUGUUGACAGAGAUUUCAGAUCACAGCUUGACCCGGACAUGCUCUGCGCUCUUGCUGAAAUUUUAAGCGACAGGCAGCUUCUUAGAGAGAGUUAUGAUAAAAAGCUGAAAGAAAAUAAGAUAGGAAUCAUGCAGGUAGCACAAUCAACAGCAGAAUGGCUAGCCAGGGAAAUGGGCUAUCGCAAGUAUACGGCAGAAGAUGAAUCUCUGCUGUACAGACCUUUUGAGAACCUGUACUUUGGUGCAGCAUAUGUAAAAUGGCUAUCUAAUUAUGAUGGAAAACAAAGAAGCGAAGAAUAUGUUGUAAGAGCAUACAAGGGUGGCAUAAAGAAAGCUACCCACAAGUCAACAGCGACAUAUUUUGAGCGUUACUUUUCUUUCAAGCGUAGCUUACCACCCAAAAGGAGACAAAAGAAGUAUAAUGGCCAUACACUCACACCUGACUUCCUCAGUAUUGAUGCUCCAGCAGAUGUGAAGAAAGGUGAUGGAUGGGCACACUGGGAUUUGACAGUAUCUGAAAAAGACAUGGAUGAAAUAUGGAAACAUUCACAGGUCAACAAAGAGUGGACAAAGUCAGGCGAGCGACGUGGAAGAGUUCGGUUCUCCCAAGAUUCUGAGGGGAGAUCUUAUCUUUCUCAGGUUGAGGUGAAGGCAGUUGCUGAAAUCAUCGUUUCACGAUACUUCAAAGAAAGAUUGCAACCGUCAACUCUGGCUGCAAUUGCAGAGAUUCGUAGUCUGAGAUUCGUAAAUGGACUGCAUUCACAUACUGGAUUGAUGGGAAUUGACUAUCCUACUGCUUUCUGGAUGUACAGGGACCUUGGCUUUAGGGCAUACGAAGUUAACUCUGUGGAGGACCUGUACAAUCCAUUUGUGUCCAUGUAUUUUGGAGCUGCCUAUUAUACUUGGCUUUCCGAAUUUGAAGGAAGGGAAAGAAGCCAAGAAUUUGUCGUUCAAGCAUUUAUGGGUGGACCAGAGAAUGUUAAUUUGCAGGAGACGGGCCCUUUUUGGAAGAAGUUUCAGGAGGCUGUGAGAUACUACGAAGUACCAGACAAGGAAGGAAGAGGCUGCUGCAUCUUAUGAUCUGUUAGCAUAAUCUAACCUUGCGGUCUUCGCAGGUCUCUACGUGGACUAAAGGAUGUUUGUUCAUAGGUCGGGAGGGAUACACAUAGAAUCAUUGUUUAUGUUGAUUCAAAUUUGGUUCAGAACCUAACAUGAGAUCAUUUACAUGAUAUAUGUAUACUAUUGGUGGUUGUUCGAUUAGUUGAGAGGUCAUUAAUGACAAUAUUUACAAUUGAAGCCGUGUAUA
Molecule: messenger RNA, 2553 nt
Organism: Phalaenopsis equestris
Lineage: Eukaryota; Viridiplantae; Streptophyta; Magnoliopsida; Asparagales; Orchidaceae
Exons: 14
Coding region: 1056-2327 (423 amino acids)
Source: RefSeq, a predicted model, not a curated record